Messenger RNA from Fusarium odoratissimum NRRL 54006, 2051 nucleotides. RefSeq lists its product as uncharacterized. The transcript is spliced from 2 exons. The record is from RefSeq and is a predicted model, not a curated record. The coding region runs from base 48 to 1946 and encodes 632 amino acids. Lineage: Eukaryota; Fungi; Ascomycota; Sordariomycetes; Hypocreales; Nectriaceae.
GAAGCUUCUAGCCACAAAGAUCAACUACACGCAACACAUAUCAAGUUAUGCAUACGGCAUCAUUUCUCAUCCUCGCUGCCUUUUAUGGGGUUGCAUAUUCCAACCUUGUCAAUCAUGGCGCAACCGUGUCUGUCAAUGGGGUCUUGUACUUUGUACACCCUGAGCCUGUAGGAUUCCUCCCAUUAUCUUCCAGUCUUCACCACCAAGGACUUGUCGAAUUUGUCCCGGCGACAAUCUUUGAGGCAACAGACAAUCGAUUCGAUGAGUCUAGUCUCAACGACACUGUUAAAGCUUGGCUUGCCGAGGAUGAUGUUUUCAACAAAGGUUUCUUGCAAGCAAUCUACGUGAAAAAAGAUUCCGAUGAUGUUCCAGGUCUAUUGAACUAUCAGUAUCAAGGCAACGCAUCAUCGUUGUGGAAAGAAAUCGAUUACUCCUUCAACGUCCCCAACGGUCCUUACAUCUUGAACCCCUCGACAGGUUCUCUACAUACCCCGUACCGCCUUUAUCUCGACACUCAAGGCGCCUUCACCCAAGGUGUCAUACCCCUCUCAAGCGGAUCUUUCGCCCCCCUCCCCGCUGCACUCCCUGGCUCAUCGUCCAUAUCGAUUGGUGUACCCUCAAGAAUUUACUACACUCCAACUGACGACUACCCGCUUGCUGGUGUGCGCAUCGGCGUAAAAGAUAUCUAUGACGUUCACGGCCUCAAGACUGGAGCUGGAAGCCGCGCCUACUAUGACACCUACCCCGAAGCCAAUGGCACUGCACCCGCACUACAGCAUCUGCUGGACGCCGGAGCUGUCUUGGUCGGCAAGAUGAAGACGACUCAAUACGCGGCGCCUGAAAAUGUCAGAGAUGCCAUCGACUACCAAGCCCCGUUCAACCCCCGAGGCGACGGGUAUCAAGAAGUUGGAUCCUCCUCCUCUGGAGCGGGGGCGGGUAUCGCUUCCUACCAUUGGUUGGAUCUGGCUCUGGGUUCCGAUACGGGAGGGUCCAUCCGGAUACCGGCCGAGGAUAACGGAAUUUUCGGAAAUCGGCCGACGCAUGGUCUAGUGGACUUAUCGCGUGUUAUACCACUAGGGCCUGAGUUUGAUACCGCUGGGUUUCUGGCUCGUGAUAUAGAGAUUUGGUCAACUGCUUGCAGGGUCAUGUACUCAAAUCUCACAGCGAAUUAUACACGGUAUCCGAAACGAGUUCUUACAUACGACCUCCCCUCAGCAAAGGACCCCGAUAUUUCAGACUCGGACCGCGUCAUCGUUCAAUUCGUUGGCAGGCUAGUCAAGUUUCUCUCAGCCGACCUCUCAACCUUUAACCACACGGAAGAGUGGUCUCGCAGUCACCCAGCAGGUACGCCAAGCGACUUGCAGGAGCUUGUCAGUUCGACAUGGGCAGUUAUUUCAGCCAAACAGCAAACCCUCCUUGUUCGCGAUCCAUUCUUCAAGGACUAUGCAGCCGCGUACGAUGGACGCGUACCUUUCGUCAAUCCCUCCACCCACGGAAGUUGGAGCUGGUCUGACACUCUUCCGUCGCUACUCGAUGAAGCAGUCGCGAACAAGACCAUCUUUAAGAGUUGGUGGGAUGAGGUCAUGCUCCCCAAAAACGCUGAAGCGUGUUCAGAAAGCCUUAUGCUCUAUACUUUUAAGAAUGCUACACCAGAAUACAGAAGUGAUUACGGUAGCGCUAUGGGUUCUGGCGGGUUGGUUGGUGUUCUGCUCGGCCUGAAUAUAGGCUUCAUCUCGCCAAUGGCUGGGAAUCCGGACUUUUCAAUUCCAAUAGGGCAAGUCAAGUAUGAUAGCAGUAUUACUAGACAUGUGGAGUAUCUGCCGGUCUCUAUCAGGAUUAUGGCAGCUGAGGGGUGCGAUGGUAUGUUGCUGGAUCUUAUUAACGAUCUCGUCAAGGCUGGGAUAUUGCCUCAGGUCCAGCCUGGGAACAACCUUUUAGUUGGUUAAGUCAGUUUGACUGUUUAAGGUAUAUCAUAUUGCGAGCUUUAAUACAUCGCACCUCUAUAGUUAGUUGGAAUUUAAUGUUAAACAUGAAAAGCCUGAUAUACAGGG